AUGGACGAAGGAGAUAAUGAGAUUCGCCGACGGAAAAUCCGUGUCGUAGUUGGCAUUGUAGCUGUGGUAGUUGCCAGAAUCCUGCAAAGUGAGGAGAUACCGUCUGAUUUGUUUGAUGAGAUUUGUGUACUGUCGCACCAACCUGGCUUCAAUGGAGUCCUUGGAUUUCGAACACCUCGACGUGUAUCAGUUCCGCGGCAGAGGGACUACGUCGAAGUUGUUGUGCCUCUGCAGUCUGAUGCAGAUUUUCGUGGACACUUCAGUUUGCACCGUGCAACAGUAGAAAUUGUAUGCACAAAGCUAUCCCAGUCUGUCCACAUGGCUGUGCAGGGCAAUGGAGGUCGGAAGCCUAUACCCGUGCGCAAGCAGCUUUUGGUUACUCUUUGGUGGCUUGGCAGUAAGAGCACCAUCAGAGAGGUGGCAGACAAGUUCGGUCUAUCCAAAUCGACAGUUUGGCACAGCGUACGGCGUGUGUGUUUUGCCUUGCAGGACAUGGCUCCGUUAUUGAUAUGUUGGCCCCAGGGGCAAGGUGCAGAGAGGACGCAAGCAGAAUUUCAUUCAGCUCAGCACAUCCACGGCGUCAUGGGGGCGAUUGAUGGUUGCCAUAUCCCGAUUGCAGCACCAAAUGAGGCACCUGAGACAUACCUGAACAGAAAAAAAUUCCAUUCCGUUAUUCUACAAGCAGUCUGCGACAGGAACCUGCUAUUUACGGAUGCGUAUUGUGGCUGGCCUGGCUCUGUGCAUGAUGCAAGAGUAUUCGAAAACAGUCCCCUGAAGCAGUUGGUCACUGAAGAUGUUCGUCGUUUCUUUCCUGGAGAAGCCUUUAUCGUUGGAGAUUCUGCGUACCCACUACUGCCGUGGCUGAUGACUCCCUUCAGGGAUGAUGGUCACCUCACAGCAAGUCAGACCAAUUAUAACUUCAAGCACUCGUCAACACGGAUGUGUAUUGAAAGAGCUUUCGCAUUGCUGAAAGGAAGAUGGAGGCAACUCAAGUAUCUAAAUAUUGUGAAUGUUGAGAACGCCACCCAUAUCACCAUUGCCGCCUGCGUGUUGCACAAUAUGGCCAUCAUGCACGAAGACGAUGUCAGUGAUUUUCUUCAAGACCUACCUGAAGGUGAUGUACCUAAUCCAACGUUGUAUUUUCAGCCAAACACCGGUGCUGCAGACAAGCGCAACCGAAUUGUGGAUCUCAUUGCUUAA
Sycon ciliatum is the source of this 1200-nucleotide messenger RNA. RefSeq names its product putative nuclease HARBI1. The transcript has a single exon. The record is from RefSeq and is a predicted model, not a curated record. NCBI's taxonomy places the organism in Eukaryota, Metazoa, Porifera, Calcarea, Leucosolenida, Sycettidae. The coding region runs from base 1 to 1200 and encodes 399 amino acids.